Molecule: messenger RNA, 1548 nt
Organism: Daktulosphaira vitifoliae (grape phylloxera)
Lineage: Eukaryota; Metazoa; Arthropoda; Insecta; Hemiptera; Phylloxeridae
Gene: Set8
Product: N-lysine methyltransferase KMT5A
Exons: 7
Coding region: 255-1046 (263 amino acids)
Molecular function (GO): protein binding; histone H4K20 methyltransferase activity
Source: RefSeq, a predicted model, not a curated record
AUAAUUGUUUGUUUGUAACAUUGCCAUCAGUGCCAUUGCCCUUAUGAUUGUGUUUAAAUAGUCUCAGAUUUAUAGCUAUUCAUAUUUUUUUUAUUUCAUUAUUAGAACUAGUGAUAUUUACACAACUUUAUUUUGGUUCGAUUACUAUUCACUCCUUACCAAAUUAUAUCAAUUAAGUUUUAAGAAAUUCCGGACCAUUAGUUUUUAACUUUUUAAAUACUUAUUCUGUUGACUAUCUAUUUCAAACAAUCAUAAUGGUUAAAAAAAUAACAAAGCGUGUAACAAGUCAAAAUAUUAACCAAUUCUUCCGGUCUCCUCAAGCUUCUAUAAAGAAAUACUGUACUGAAAAACCUAAAGUAAAAUUUGUUGAAGAUGUGAGUAGAGAUAUGCCAUUAAUAUCUGAUACAACUUAUAACUCUAAAGUAGAUGUUAACCAAUCACCACCAUCUAAAUUAAAUAGUAGCCACCAUAAAAUAAGUUUGAAUGUAAAACAUAUUAAUGACCCGACCAAUAAUAAACAACAAAAAGUUACGGCAUUCUUUCCAAUUCGGCGAAGUGCUCGAAAAACAAAAAAUAUUGUCAAUGAAGAAAAGCAAAGAGCUUUAGAAAAAGCAAUUAUAUCUGAAAAUGAGGAUGAUUUAAAAGUAACUUUAUUUCCUGAUAAGGGUCGUGGUAUAAUAGCUGGUCGAGAUUUCUUUAGGGGAGAAUUUGUUGUUGAAUAUGCUGGUGAAUUAGUUACCAUUCAAGAAGCUCGUAAUAGAGAAAUUUUAUAUUCUCAAGAUCCUACUACUGGUUGUUAUAUGUAUUAUUUUAAGUAUGGUUCAAUUCAUUACUGUAUUGAUGCUACUGCCGAGAGUAAAAGACUUGGACGUUUGGUAAACCAUUCAAGAUUUGGUAAUUUGGGACCAAAAAUUGUAGUUCUGUCUGGAAUACCUAAAAUUAUUUUAGUUGCUAAAAAUGACAUAAAACAAGGUGAAGAACUGACUUAUGACUAUGGUGAUCGCAGUAAAGAAUCUUUAUUAAAUCACCCAUGGCUUGCUUGUUGACUAUUGUACUGUAUCUAACUAUUUUAUUAUCAUUACUAUCAUCAACAUAAUGGAAUUAGUAUUUUAAACUACAACUACACUGCCUAUAAAAUAAUUUUGUAUAAAUUUUACUUAAAUAAAUCUCACAAAUAAAAAAUUAAUAUGCAUAUUUUUAAUUACUUUGAAUUAUAUUUUUAUAAAAGUGGUAAUAGUUAAGUUGAUUUUUUGUUUUUAAUUAAAAAAUUAAUUUGAGUGUUCUCAAUUAAUUACUCUUAUCAAUCUACUAGAGCUACAAACUAUAUAUUUGUCUGUUUGGAGGGCAGAUUAUUUCUGAUACGGAAAUUUUGAAUUUUGAUUAGUAACAGAGUAAUUCUGUCCUUCUCACCGACAAUUUUACCCCAGCUACAUAACUAUUAGUUAUAAACAUAUUAGAAUGUAUCAUUAGAAUAACCAGGGUUUAAGUUAAAAAUUUUGAUACUAAACAUUUUUAAUCAAUUGUUCAUUAUUUGUGUCUGAUUAAGUA